Messenger RNA from Sciurus carolinensis (gray squirrel), 8751 nucleotides. It is a transcript of the gene Slc4a8, whose product is annotated as solute carrier family 4 member 8. Lineage: Eukaryota; Metazoa; Chordata; Mammalia; Rodentia; Sciuridae. The record is from RefSeq and is a predicted model, not a curated record. The transcript has 25 exons. Gene Ontology annotation, molecular function: solute:inorganic anion antiporter activity; sodium:bicarbonate symporter activity; monoatomic anion transmembrane transporter activity. Gene Ontology annotation, biological process: bicarbonate transport; monoatomic anion transport; transmembrane transport. Gene Ontology annotation, cellular component: plasma membrane. The coding region runs from base 141 to 3419 and encodes 1092 amino acids.
GAGGCGGAGGCGGUUGAUGGUUGACCGUUGGCUCCAGGGUUGGGGUCGCCGCUCGUGUGAUCAGCUCACACACGACCAGGGGGCGAGGGUUGCUGACGUCCUGCCUGGAACCCACCGGGGAGACCUAGUUCCGCUCCGCCAUGCCGGCGGGGAGUAACGAGCCGGACGGCGUCCUUAGCUAUCAGAGACCAGAUGAAGAAGCUGUUGUAGAUCAGGGUGGGACCAGUACAGUUCUCAACAUUCACUAUGAGAAAGAAGAAUUGGAAGGUCACAGAACUCUGUAUGUGGGGGUUCGGAUGCCACUGGGCCGGCAGAGUCAUCGGCACCACCGCACCCAUGGCCAGAAGCACCGAAGACGAGGGCGGGGCAAAGGAGCCAGCCAGGGAGAGGAGGGUCUGGAAGCUCUAGCCCAUGACACACCAUCUCAGCGUGUUCAGUUCAUUCUUGGCACUGAGGAAGAUGAGGAGCAUGUUCCUCAUGAGCUGUUCACAGAGCUGGAUGAGAUCUGUAUGAAAGAGGGAGAAGAUGCAGAGUGGAAGGAGACAGCGAGGUGGCUGAAGUUUGAAGAAGAUGUUGAGGAUGGGGGAGAGCGCUGGAGCAAGCCUUAUGUGGCAACCCUUUCAUUGCAUAGUCUCUUUGAGCUAAGGAGCUGCCUCAUUAAUGGAACUGUCCUUCUGGAUAUGCGUGCAAAUAGCAUAGAAGAAAUUUCAGACCUAAUCCUGGACCAGCAAGAACUGUUCAGUGACCUAAAUGACAGCAUGAGGGUCAAAGUGCGGGAAGCCCUUCUCAAAAAGCAUCAUCAUCAGAAUGAAAAGAAGAGAAACAACCUUAUUCCUAUUGUUCGUUCCUUUGCUGAAGUUGGCAAGAAGCAGUCUGAUCCACAUUCGAUGGAUAAAAAUGGUCAAACCUUAUCUCCUCAGUCUGUUCCAGCUACAAAUCUUGAAGUAAAAAAUGGAGUAAAUUGUGAACACAGUCCUGUAGACUUAAGCAAGGUGGACCUUCAUUUCAUGAAAAAAAUUCCCACUGGAGCAGAGGCCUCAAAUGUCCUGGUCGGAGAGGUGGAUACUUUGGACCGGCCCAUCGUUGCCUUUGUGAGGCUCUCUCCAGCUGUUCUUCUCUCAGGCCUCACAGAAGUACCAAUUCCAACAAGAUUUUUGUUUAUCUUAUUGGGCCCAGUAGGAAAAGGUCAGCAGUACCAUGAGAUUGGCAGAUCCAUGGCCACCAUCAUGACAGAUGAGAUUUUUCAUGAUGUGGCAUAUAAGGCAAAAGAGCGAGAUGAUCUCCUGGCAGGGAUUGAUGAGUUCCUAGACCAGGUGACGGUACUUCCUCCAGGGGAAUGGGACCCCUCCAUUAGAAUUGAGCCACCCAAAAAUGUCCCUUCACAGGAGAAAAGGAAAAUGCCUGGAGUUCCAAAUGGAAAUGUUUGCCACAUAGAACCAGAACCACAUGGGGGUCAUAGUGGACCAGAACUUCAGCGUACUGGGCGGCUAUUUGGGGGCUUGGUGCUGGACAUCAAGCGGAAGGCCCCCUGGUACUGGAGCGACUAUCGGGAUGCACUCAGCUUACAGUGUCUGGCCUCCUUUCUGUUCCUGUACUGUGCCUGCAUGUCACCUGUCAUCACCUUUGGGGGAUUGCUUGGAGAAGCCACUGAGGGACGCAUAAGUGCAAUUGAAUCCUUAUUUGGAGCCUCCAUGACUGGGAUUGCCUAUUCCUUGUUUGCAGGACAGCCCCUUACCAUCCUGGGAAGUACGGGGCCAGUGCUUGUGUUUGAAAAGAUUUUGUUCAAAUUCUGCAAAGACUAUACCCUUUCAUACCUCUCCCUUCGAGCUUGUAUUGGACUGUGGACGGCCUUCCUGUGUAUUGUCCUUGUGGCAACCGAUGCCAGUUCCCUUGUCUGCUAUAUUACCCGCUUCACUGAAGAAGCAUUUGCCUCCCUGAUUUGCAUUAUUUUCAUCUAUGAAGCAAUAGAAAAGCUGAUUCACCUGGCAGAAACCUACCCCAUCCACAUGCACAGCCAGCUGGACCACCUUAGCCUCUAUUAUUGUAGGUGUACUCUCCCAGAGAAUCCAAAUAAUCACACUCUACAGUACUGGAAGGACCACAACAUUGUGACAGCAGAAGUGCACUGGGCUAACCUCACUGUCAGUGAAUGCCAGGAAAUGCAUGGAGAGUUCAUGGGAUCUGCAUGUGGCCAUCAUGGACCUUACACUCCUGAUGUGCUCUUUUGGUCCUGUAUUCUUUUCUUCACCACCUUCAUCCUCUCAAGCACCUUAAAGACAUUUAAGACAAGUCGCUAUUUCCCAACCAGAGUACGUUCCAUGGUGAGUGACUUUGCCGUUUUCCUCACUAUCUUCACAAUGGUGAUUAUUGAUUUUUUGAUUGGAGUCCCAUCACCAAAGCUUCAAGUUCCCAGUGUGUUCAAGCCCACAAGGGAUGAUCGAGGAUGGUUUAUCAGUCCCAUUGGCCCUAAUCCUUGGUGGACUGUGAUAGCUGCAAUUAUCCCAGCUCUUCUCUGUACUAUCUUGAUAUUCAUGGACCAGCAGAUCACAGCUGUCAUCAUUAAUAGGAAGGAACAUAAGCUUAAGAAAGGCUGUGGCUACCACCUGGAUCUGCUGAUGGUGGCCAUCAUGCUGGGUGUCUGCUCCAUCAUGGGCCUGCCCUGGUUUGUGGCUGCAACUGUCCUGUCCAUCACACAUGUGAACAGCCUCAAGUUGGAAUCUGAGUGCUCUGCUCCAGGAGAACAGCCCAAGUUCUUGGGCAUUCGAGAGCAGAGGGUGACAGGCCUUAUGAUCUUUGUGCUGAUGGGCUGCUCAGUCUUCAUGACCACUGUCUUAAAGUUUAUUCCGAUGCCAGUACUCUAUGGAGUUUUUCUCUACAUGGGAGUUUCUUCACUACAGGGAAUUCAGUUCUUUGAUCGUCUGAAGCUCUUUGGGAUGCCUGCAAAGCACCAGCCAGAUUUUAUUUACCUGCGUCACGUGCCUCUGCGCAAAGUGCACCUCUUCACUCUCAUCCAGCUGACCUGCCUUGUCCUGCUCUGGGUCAUUAAGGCAUCACCAGCUGCCAUUGUUUUCCCAAUGAUGGUUUUGGCCUUGGUCUUUGUCAGGAAAGUCAUGGAUCUCUGUUUCUCUAAGCGAGAGCUGAGCUGGUUAGAUGAUCUCAUGCCUGAAAGCAAAAAGAAGAAGUUGGAUGAUGCCAAAAAGAAGGCCAAGGAGGAAGAGGAGGCUGAGAAAAUGUUAGAAAUUGGGGGAGACAAGUUCCCCCUUGAGAGCAGGAAAUUACUAAGUAGUCCUGGAAAGAACAACAGUUUCAGAUGUGACCCCUCUGAGAUUAAUAUUUCUGAUGAAAUGCCUAAAACCACGGUCUGGAAAGCUCUCAGUAUGAAUUCUGGAAACACAAAGGAAAAAAGUCUCUUCAACUAAGAGUCUUUGCUGGGAUAGAAGAUUUGGGCCAUGAGGUGCCUCAGGGAAGUUCUGGUUACAGAGAAAAUGGUGAGUCUCUCAGAGAAGAAGCAAGACCAAGUCUGGCCCUGUCCUUGGUCAUCUCAAAGCCAUGCUGAAGCAUUCAGUUAUUCUUGGUGUGCAUUGGAGGCCACCCAGCCAUCCCCAUACCAGCAGUGAGUCACCAGAUGUGAACGUGGAAGCAGAAGGCCACCUCCUGUUGGUACUUCUCCUCCUCUUCCUUCUUUCUCUUCAGAACUGCCACCAUUAAAGAUCCAGCUUCCCAUUUUUCAGACAUUUUCUCUGAAACUCUCUGCUGGCCUGCUGAGCCACAUGGAUCCAUUCUGCCAUUGAGGAUUCCUGCUUUGAGCUCCCUCUUCCUUAAAAGAUGAUGAGGUGGGGGAGUAGCAGGAGAACAGAGAAAAAGGGGAAGCUUCCUCAGUCAUGUUGGUAUCUGCAGACCCUUAGGAAGCCCUGGGCCUUAGUUUGAUUGCCUACCCUGGGUGGGGGAUGCUGGUCAGACCCAGAGGCUGUCAGGAGGUCUGCUACCAGGAUGGUCAGCCCCCUGGGCAUUGGCAGUGCCUACCACUUCAGCCAGGAGGACAUUUCUGUCCUGAGGGGAUCCCAAUCACUCUCUAACAGCAGUCUGCACAACUCAGUGAGACCCUUGGAAGAUACAAAGGCCAAGGGGGAUUUGGAGUUUAGCUUAUUUAGGAAAAGGCUUGGGGAGAAAUCAGUAAUGACAAGUGAGAAUGAGAAUCUUCUCAUGGUUUUCAUUGAGGAUAGAGUAAGAGAAUGAGCCUACAAUGCUACGAAAGAAAUUAGUGUAGAUGCCAGGAAGGACUUCCAAGUCUGAAGAUUGGUCAGUGUCUGCCUUCUAGAUAUCUAGGAAAGAUUUGAUGACAGUUGUUUGUGAGUAGAAAAGGAAAUUGUUGUUUUUAUUGGCCAUUUUAUGAGACUAUUUGACGUCUUGCUGCUGUCUCUUGAGGAUACAUUCUGAUUCCAUCCUGGAGAGAUCCAAGUGCUUAUGUACUGUCUUCUUAGCUGCCUUAGUAGUGAACCAUCAUCAGCUCAAUGGACCAAAACCACCUUCAGCCAUGUGGUUUCUUCAUCAUCAUGGAUAUCUUUUAGUUGACGAAAAGUUCUGACUCUCAGAUGUAAAAAACUACUCUGGGAAAUGAACUGUAAGUGAAGUUAGUUUUGGAAUAUAGUUUAAACUACUUUUACUUUUUUUCUCUUCUAUGUUGCAAUGAAUGUCAAGGGCCUAAGCUCCAGUGCAUUUAGACCUUCCCUGCCUUUGUGCACAGAAUGUGACCAGCCAGCCCAUUAGCACCCAGAGAAUCCAAGCUUAUCAGUUUUCCUUCCUGGAAAAUCUCUGUACAGUGGGAAGAUCCCCUAGUGUUCUGUCCUUUUAUAGGUGAAGAAUUGGCUGCAUCACUUUAUUGAGUGUUGCAUUCUUUAGACUCUUAAAAUAUAUUAAUGUAUUCUAGUCUGACUCUAAUGACCUUUGAUUGAUAUCAAAGGAAUCCUGCAUUUCUCCCACAUUUCCCUAUCUCUUAGGGCCAUAGUUAUUUUAAUGCAGAGAUGAUUUUCAAGAUAUUUAACAACUGGUACAGGACAGACACCAACCACUCAGAACAGGUACCUGCUAUGAACAAACACUAUGUAUCAUUGCACCAGUGCCUGUUGGCUGAAUGUCACACUGCUUUCAAAUAUUAAAAUGGCAUUCCACUAAAUUUUAGGGUCCCUAGUUUGUCUGAUUUCUAUUUACAAGGCUGUUUUAGGGCAGCCUUGGCUUUCUUUUGUGGUAUAGACAGGAUAAGGCAUGUUUCUUUAAAAUAUAUGGGCAUUAAAAUCUUUGUGAGCCAAAGCUUCACAUUUUAUUACUUUAGAACAAAUCUAAUAAUUAACCCCUUUCUCCAUUUGAUUUGGAAAAAUUAAAGAUAGUCCAUCAAUGGGAAAAACUUUCUUGCUGACUUUCCCACGUCAGUCUCUGGCUACUUUCUUGCAUUUCUCCUUUUCAUUGUUUUAGUUCCCCGGGAAUGGGCACCUUUUCUUGCUCCAUCUUGCCCUGCCGCCUGCCAUAUUUUCCAGCCACACUUUGUAUAGGGAGGUUGGCAACUACUGUUUCCCUAGCCUUAGAGCACCUGUAAGGAAGAACCCAUUGUGGAACAAAACCAGUGACAGUGUCAUGAGAAAAAUGUGUCUCCUAACACAUUGAUGCCUUGUAUAUGCUAAAUUGCUUGAGGAUAAGGGAACCUGCCUUUGUUAACUCUGUGCAGCACAGUUACAGGAUCACAUGUUGACUUUUGAGUUCUUCCCCAGCCAGAGUCUCCCAGAUUACUAUACCUUAGGAACAUUAACCACUUUGGAAAACUGUGCCCACCCUUAUAGGUCACUUGAUUUUUCUUCUCAAACAGUGGCCAGCCUCAUUUUUGCUAUUCCUAAUGGUAAGAACUAUUCCCUACUCAUAUUCUCUUUUCCUUCGCAGCUCUCACCACUCAGCCCCAGUCCUGGCUGCUUCCUUGCUUAGGUUUGUGGCUGGUGACCAUGGUAGCAAGAGGCAAACUGGCAGCAUUUGGGGGCAAGAAACUGGAAGUGGCAGUGAAGCACUAGCAGUGUGUACACAUGUGUGCAUGGUGACAAAUGAGCAUGUAGCUGCAAGUUUUCAUCACCACUCUUAAGCUUUUGAGCACCUUGCUGGGAGAACAUCAAAAAAAUGUGGUCAUUCUCCCGUUUGGGAAUUCUCAUCUGAGUUUCUCUGACAAAACAGGUUGAGGACAAAUACCGGCAGAUUAAUCUAUGAAGAAAGGUAUUAAAGUUAAAGGAGAAACUGAUUUAGAAGUAGAAAUAAAGGCAGGUUGUUAGGGAUUUCUCAGGCCCACAGUUGCUUGGCCCAGAGAAAUUGUCUGCCUCUUCCAUGAUGAGAGGAAAUUUCAGGAACGGUUUAAAUGUUGGCAUGCCAGUACCCUGAUAGACUGGUAGUGUCAUAGAAAGGGAGGGAGGUCAGGGAUUUAAGAAAAUGAUGGUAAGUGGAAUUUGGAUCUAAGUGGGCAAGUUGUUUUCUGGUCAUGAUUUUUAGGCAAGAGUUGGUCCUCAGGGCAAAAACCAGCAGCGAUGUACUGUAAAAUUGCCAAAUAUAUUUGGUUGCAUGAAACAGACUGGCUCUUUGUGGCUAGAUAUGAUUUCCAACUUAUGAAGGAUUGUCAAGAGAUCUGGUCUUUACCAUAUACAGCUCCUCUCCUCACUCCUUAUUCAUAAAAACUUGGGGUAGAGGGAAAGUGAACCAUAUUUUUCCAAAAGACAAAGUAAAUAGUCAUUAUUUCUCUUUGUCUGGGAUAUGACUGGCUUUCAAGUUAGUUAUUAAUGUUCAAUAAAAAUCUGGUAUGUGCUAAGUCUCAUGCUUGGUUGCUAGCUCAGGCUAUGAGAGCUGUGACCUUCAAGAGGUCUCUGGUGUUGGGGAGUCUGUGGUUUCUGGUCAUUCAAAAGAGACAGUUUCUAAUUCUACUUUAUCUUCUGCCUACUCGACUCUCCAUACUUCCCUCUUAGUAGAGGAAUCAAUAAUUCUCCCUGCAUCUUCUCUGUUGAUUUUGUUGUCCAUGUUCUGUAUCUCAGAUUUUCCUGAAGCAGAGGAGCAGGCUUGAUGCCAGGACCCCUGUUUUUUUUUAAACCAGAAUCAGAAACACCUCCCACUAUGUUCUCUCUGCCACUUUAUCAAUGUCUUUGAAGUUCUUUGCAAGAGAGACAGCUCCUCCUCCUAGGACUUUUAAACAGUCAUCUUUGCCAGUUUGUCACUACAUUUUUCUCACAUUUCUUAGGUUCCUAGGCUACAUCCUAGCAGGCCAUCCAGGAACCCUGCAUUGAAUGUUCCCAGCCUUCUUGACUCUCUUGGUGAAAGCCAUUAGGCCUCCUCCAGCAGGCCCUGGCUAGUCAAGUGAGACGUUAUUCAAGUUCCUCCCCUUUUCACUGUCCUGGCUUUUCAAGCACCCUUUACUACUCCUCUUGUCUUUUCCUCAGUAUUUCAAGUUCUCCUUAGAGGGAAGAAGUUAUUGAUCAAAGGUCCCAAAACCACCAUCAGUUUGGGGUGGCUAGAGCAAUGAGGAGGUCGAUCAGUGCUGGACUUCUUGGAAAGGGGACUAUAUGGUUAUAUUCCUUAUUUAUGUUGAGGGUCUGAGGACUCUCAAGCCCUCAGGCUCAUCCACAUUUUAGCGUAAACAGAAAAAGACAUUCCAAAGCCAAAUAGAAGCGAUUUUUCUACUAAAUCUAUUCUUUAUGACUCUUGCUACCCCUGGUCUCUUAACAUUAAUUAUAGAAAAUGGGCGGUUGUCUCAGUUACAUUUUUUUUGUCAGAAAGGAGGGUAAUUUUCAUAACCAAAAGAGGUGUGAAGUAACUAUAUCACUGCUUGAAGUGUGAAAAGAGGAAAGGAGUGUUACGUGAACCUUUCCAGUGGAGAAUUCAGGAAGUUGAAUGACUCAUCCAUAGGCAUAAUUCUUUUAGAAGAUUCUGUGCUCAAAGGGAAUGGAAUGGUUUCUGACCCCUCUGAAGAGAUUAAGAAUAACGUUUUUCUUAAAUCUAACCCACUUUCUGCACUGGAGAAUACAGAACUUUUUCUUCUAGUUGAUGACAUUAAUAUUCUUUGAGAAGAGGGAGAACCCACCCACGGCACAUUUCUGAGCCCAGCAGAAAUCAGCAAGCUUGGGCUUCUCUUAGCAGGUUUGCGGAUGACUUCAACAUGCAGGUUUUUCACAUGUGCAAUAACGCUGGAAACAGAAGCACCAAACUGAAUGUGCAAUUACUCCUUUUGUAUAAGAAGCCAAAAUCAUCCUCCUCCCCUCCUCCCAUAUUCACUCCUCUGGGAUGAUAAGUCUCCCUCUUGUUUCUCUGUGUCUGUCUGUCUGAUUGAUUAGAAAUGGCUGCCCUUCCAAGCUAAAUGAGGUCAGGUGGAGAGUAGAGCAACCUUCCCUCACAAGGGAACAACUUGAGGUGCUGGUACAUUUCUCUUGUUUUCUAUGUUCUUCUUUCUAGUAGGUCCCAUGUAGAGAUAGAGAUAUUUUUGUUUUAGAGAUUCCAAAGUAUAUAUUUUUAGUGUAAGAAAUGUACCCUCUCCACACUCCAUGGUGUAAAUAGAACUGGGAAUAAAUGUGUCAUUGUGAUAAUCCCAUAGCAAUUUGUGGUAGGAACAAGACUCCUUUUCCAAUCUGUGUCUGUGACCCAGGGCAGGUAAUUGUGACACUGCAUCUCCUAGACCUCUGCCUGCCCAGGCUUGUGUAUACUCACCUCAACAGGUGAAAAAUAAAAUCUGUAGAAACUGUG